Molecule: messenger RNA, 618 nt
Organism: Nestor notabilis (Kea)
Lineage: Eukaryota; Metazoa; Chordata; Aves; Psittaciformes; Psittacidae
Product: transient receptor potential cation channel subfamily M member 3-like
Exons: 4
Biological process (GO): monoatomic cation transmembrane transport
Molecular function (GO): monoatomic cation channel activity
Source: RefSeq, a predicted model, not a curated record
AAAUCAUGGAUAGAAAGAGCAUUUUACAAGAGAGAAUGUGUUCAUAUCAUACCCAGCACCAAAGACCCCCAUAGGUGUUGCUGUGGGCGUCUAAUAGGUCAACAUGUUGGACUGACUCCAAGCAUCUCUGUAAUUCAGAAUGAGAAAAAUGAGAGCAGGCUUACUCGCAAUGACAUCCAGUCAGAGAAGUGGUCCAUCAGCAAGCACACGCAGCUCAGCCCGACGGACGCUUUUGGAACCAUUGAGUUCCAAGGAGGAGGCCACUCCAAUAAAGCCAUGUAUGUACGUGUGUCUUUUGACACAAAACCUGACCUUCUUCUGCAUCUGAUGACCAAAGAGUGGCAGCUUGAGCUCCCUAAACUUCUCAUCUCUGUGCAUGGGGGCCUUCAGAAUUUUGAACUUCAGCCAAAACUCAAGCAAGUCUUUGGAAAAGGCCUCAUUAAGGCUGCGAUGACAACUGGAGCAUGGAUAUUCACUGGAGGAGUAAACACAGGAGUCAUUCGGCAUGUUGGAGAUGCACUGAAAGAUCAUGCCUCAAAAUCUAGAGGGAAGAUCUGCACCAUCGGUAUAGCUCCCUGGGGGAUUGUGGAAAACCAAGAGGAUCUGAUUGGCAAAGAU